UCUCCGGAGAGGGCCCGCCCCUAGCCCCGCCCUCUCUCCGGGAGGGCCCCUCCCCGCGCCGGCCCCCCCCGGAAGCGCCGGCUGAGAGCGCCCGCAUGGAGUCUGAGCCGCGCGCCUCAGAGGCCGUACCUACCGCAGCCGCGCUCUUCGCCUGGGGUGCAAAUAGCUAUGGGCAACUUGGCCUUGGCCACAAGGAAGAUGUGCUUUCUGCCCAGCAACUGAAUGACUUCUGUAAACCCGGUUGUAUCAAGAGGAUCACAGGAGGAGGGGGCCACUCGGCUGUUGUCACUGAUGAAGGAAGUCUUUUUGUGUGUGGCCUGAACAAAGAUGGGCAGCUGGGGCUGGGUCACACAGAGGAGGUCCUGUAUUUUACCCCCUGCCGAUCGCUCCUUGGCUGUGCCAUCCAGCAGGUGGCCUGUGGCUGGGACUUUACUAUUAUACUUACAGAAAAUGGUCAAGUCCUAUCAUGUGGAUCCAACUCCUUUGGCCAACUGGGAGUUCCUCAUGGGCCUCGAAGAUGUGUGAUCCCCCAGGCCAUCGAGCUCCUGAGAGAGAAGGUUGUUAGUAUUGCUGCUGGACUGAGGCAUGCUUUAGCUUCAACAGCUCGUGGCACUGUGUUCCAAUGGGGAACUGGUUUGGCAUCAUCUGGACGGCGACUGUGUCCUGGGCAGACUCUCCCACUGUUUCUGACAGCAAAGGAACCCAGCACAGUGACAGGCCUAGAGAAUUCUCAAGCAGUAUGUGUUCUUGCUGGCUCUGAUCACUCAGCUUCACUGACAGAUGCAGGAGAGCUGUAUGUUUGGGGAAGCAACAAACAUGGGCAACUGGCUUCCCAGGCUGCUUUCCUCCUUCUGCCCCAGAGAAUAGAAGCACAUUAUUUCCAGAAUGAAAAGAUCGCUGCUGUCUGGAGUGGGUGGACACACCUGGUUGCUCAGACAGUAACUGGCAAGGUGUUUACCUGGGGCCGAGCGGACUACGGUCAGCUGGGGAGGACAGUGGAGACUCGUGAAGGCUGGCAGUCAGAGAAGCAGGAUCCAUCCCUCCCCGGCUCCGGGCCACAGAAGGGCACACCUUCGUGUCUGCCUUGCUUAACAGGAGCGACUGAGAUCUCCUGUGGCUCAGAGCAUAAUCUGGCGGUGAUUGGGCCAAGGAGGAUGGGGAGUGGCGAAGAGCAGAGAUGCUGGGGUCCUAUCUCCUGGAUUCAAAUCUUGGCUCCUGUGCUUAUGAGCCAUGUAGCCUUGUAUAUGAAUGGCUUAGCCUCUCUCUGUCUUUUAAAAAAAAUUUUGAUUGAAAGGAGGACACUAAGGCUCAGAGGUUACGUGAUUAACCCAGGGUCACUCAGAAAGGAAGUAGCAGAGCCUGGGAUGGACACCCGGAGGUAUCUGACACUGAAGCCCAUUCCUGUCCUCCCCUCUCCUCCUAACCAAUCAGAAUUUCUGAGAAAUCUCUCCUUUGGUUUCAAACACAAGUGGCUAUUAGGCAGACCACACCUAGCUUUACCAGGCAUUGGGAUCAAAUAUGAACUAGUCUGAGGGAACUGUUAGCUGAGAGCAGCUGCUGUGCAUCUGGACAGGAAGUUUGCGGAGCAGAGGGCUGGUUGUGAAGAGGGGCUCAGAGCCCAGAGCUGGGGCAGGAAUACCUACUAAGUAAGGGAAACAGCACCUAAAUGAGAUGCAGCCAUGCCGUGCUGUCUCAGAGCUUUGCCCCGUGCCUUCUCUGGUUCCCUGAUGUCUGAAGGACCUCUCUGCUUGCCCGCAGCUGGGGGUGGUCCCUGACCAAAGGCUCCCUGCUACAAGCUGGAAGGCCUGAGAACGCAUAGGGAAGGGCUCUCAGUUUGAGUCAUUUGUUCGCUGACAUUUCCAAGCAGAGCCAGAAGUGAGACGCCGUACACUCAGAGGUGAACACCUGUGGUCCUUGCCCCGAGGCACAGUGACAGGAGUAGAGAAAGGUCCAGACCAGAGUCUGCUCCGCCCCACUCACUGUGUGACCUCCCACGAGGUACUGUACCUUUCCAAGCUCUGUUUUCUUACGUGGAAAUGUGGACUUUUUUGAGAUUUAAUGGAGAUAAAGAUGAAGAGUAACUGUCACAGCCUUAGAAUAUAAUAGGGUCGAUGGACGUUACUUCCUUUUCAUCAGAAAACCGCCUCUCCGGGCCAGAGCAGUGGUUCCCAAACUGUAGGCUCUGGUGCCUUAGAAUCCAGAGUCUACCACAAGGCCCCCAGAUUCCUCUGUACAGCUGUAGGAAGCAUUGUUUUCAACUAUAUAUAGAUGGUAUCGUGGUGACUCUAAUUUAAAAGCUUUACUGAAUUCAUGGUGACUUUGUCAUUAAAUGUUGCUUUGAUCGGUGUGUAUGGAAAAACCCUGAAAUUCUCU
Messenger RNA from Cervus elaphus (red deer), 2373 nucleotides. RefSeq names its product secretion regulating guanine nucleotide exchange factor (gene SERGEF). The transcript is spliced from 12 exons. Lineage: Eukaryota; Metazoa; Chordata; Mammalia; Artiodactyla; Cervidae. Bases 96 to 1532 code for a protein of 478 amino acids. The record is from RefSeq and is a predicted model, not a curated record.